AUGUUGUGCUCAAGCUACCGGCUAUUCAAGCACAUCGCUUCGUGUGCUCUUCUGCUCGCCUCACAGGUGCAGGCUUCACCACUAGCUCUGAACCAACGGUCAAUAUUCGAGGAGGCUUCCGCCGCCUACGCUGCCCUCAAGAACGCGCGUGGUUUGACACAGCGGGACGUUGUUGCCCCACCAAUCCUCAAACCGGAUGCAAGCAGUGUAUGGCCUAUUGGAACUAUCCAGGAAGUCAUUUGGGACAUCACCAACCUUCCACCCGACAGUCAGAUCACAAAUCCUAUAGGCAGAGUUAUCCUGGGCCGUGAUACAGGCGAUAGCCUGAACCUGGACCUAGACAAUCCACUUGCUGAAGGCUUCCACAUCCGGCAAGGCAGGGUCAAUAUCACGGUCCCAAACGUCCCACCACGACCUGACUACCUCAUCGUCUUGAUGGGCAACUCUGGCAAUACCUCUCCCUCCUUUGCCAUUACCCAAAUUGCCGAUGACACGAACAAUUCCCCUUCCCCCUCGAGGCCACCUGUGGCCGAUCCGGAGCCCUCCCUCCCAGGUGUCUCUCCCACUGUGUCAUCACAGCCAGCCAUCUUGAGCUCUACGACCAUCACGGACCCCAUCCCUAUUACUGGAACCACGAUCACCGGUUCAUGGGAUACCAGCAUAAUUGAAGAGACGGAAGCUCCGACCAACUCAUUCGCACCCAUCUCCACUGGCAGCGCACCUGCGCCAUCAGAGAGUACUGGCUCAGACGAACCCUCUCCGUCAAGUGGAGACCUUACCGAAGAUGACUCUGGAGCCGCUGUUCGAACGGGGCUGACUACCAGUCUUGUGGUUUUAGUAGCCACUGCUGGUGUUAUGUUGGUCGGGCUUUAA
This is a messenger RNA of Coprinopsis cinerea okayama7#130, 873 nucleotides long. RefSeq lists its product as hypothetical. The record is from RefSeq and is a predicted model, not a curated record. The transcript is spliced from 4 exons. The coding region runs from base 1 to 873 and encodes 290 amino acids. NCBI's taxonomy places the organism in Eukaryota, Fungi, Basidiomycota, Agaricomycetes, Agaricales, Psathyrellaceae.